Molecule: messenger RNA, 4764 nt
Organism: Acanthopagrus latus (yellowfin seabream)
Lineage: Eukaryota; Metazoa; Chordata; Actinopteri; Spariformes; Sparidae
Product: protein NLRC3-like
Exons: 10
Coding region: 126-3461 (1111 amino acids)
Molecular function (GO): protein binding
Source: RefSeq, a predicted model, not a curated record
AGCAGGUGGAGACCGAGGAGAGUGUUUUCAUGAUUCUCUGCAGCGUUUCUUAAUCAAAUAAUGUCAUUUGAGUUUGGCAGGUUAAUAGCACCUGUACUGUGACUCGUCAAGGUGUAAACUCCAGUAUGAACGUGUCAGAGGAGGUGGAGCAGGAGGAGGACGGGGUCUCCACGUCUGACAGUUGGAUCAGAGAUAAGAGCCUGGCGAGGCAGCAGACACCAGACUCACCUGCGCCCACCUGUGUGUCCCUAAGGAGUGAUCACUCCAUGUUUGCGGCCCUUGACUUCAAGGAUGGAGGCCGGUCUGAUGAACAAAACUCAGUGAACCAGGAGCAAACCAGCUGUGUGUCUGAAGAUGAGACUGUUUGGUUCAAGGAUGCAGAGCUGAGGUGUCGAGCUCACAGGCGGAGGUCAGACGUUGUCAGUAACCGACCGGCCUGGUGGCUUCACGCCAACCUGGACUCCACUUUCACUCUGCUUGAAGAGAACAUUGUGAAUUUUGUGAGGAACGAGCUGAAGAAGUUCAAGAAAGUUCUGGAUCCAGAAUUUCCAGAAAGCUCAGAGAAGCUGAGAGAAGAGGAGGAAGGAGUGGGAGGUGACGAAGACGAGCAGAGCAGCAGCAGCAGAGAUGCAUUUCUGAAGAUCACACUGAACUUUCUGAGGAGGAUGAAGAGGGGGCAGCUGGCUGACUGUCUGCAGAGCAAAACUCACGCUGUGACUUGUCAACGUAAACUCAAGUUGAACCUGAAGAAGAAGUUUCGGUGUUUGUUCGAGGGGAUCGCGGAAGCAGGAAACCCGACACAUCUGAACCGUAUCUACACAGAGCUAUUUAUCACUCAGGGAGAGAGCAGAGAAGACCAUGAGCACGAGGUCAGAAGGAUAGAGGCAGCAUCACGAAAACCGGCACCUUCAGAAACAACAAUUAGAUGUGAGGAUCUAUUCAAACCUUUACCUGACAGAGGUGAACCAGCCAGAACUCUGGUGACGAAGGGGGUGGCUGGCAUCGGGAAAACAGUCUUAACUCAGAAGUUUAUCCUGGACUGGGCUGAAGACAAAGCCAACCAUGACUUACAGUUCAUCUUUCCAUUCUCUUUCCGAGAGCUCAAUCUGCUGAAAGAGAAGUACAGCUUGGUGGAACUUCUUCAUCUCGUCUUCACUGAAACUAAAGAAGCAGGAAUCUGCAGGUUUGAGGAGUUCCAGGUUUUGUUCAUCUUCGAUGGUCUGGAUGAGUGUCGACUUGCUCUGGAUUUCAACAACACUGAGAUCCUGACCGAUGUUACAGAGUCGACUUCAGUCGAAGUGCUUCUGAUGAACCUUAUUAGAGGCAAACUGCUUCCCUCUGCUCGCCUCUGGAUAACCACACGGCCUGCAGCAGCCAAUCAGAUCCCUGCUGAAUGCGUUGACAUGGUGACAGAGGUGAGAGGGUUCACUGACCCACAGAAGGAGGAGUACUUCAGGAAGAGGUUCAGAGAUGAGGAGCAGGCCAGCCGAAUCAUCUCCCACAUCGAGACGUCACGAAGCCUCCACAUCAUGUGCCACAUCCCGGUCUUCUGCUGGAUCACCUCUGCAGUUCUGAAGCAUGUGUUGAAAACCAGAGAGGAAGGAGAGCUGCCCAAGACCCUGACUGAGAUGUACAUCCACUUCCUGUUGGUUCAGACCAAACAGAGGAACAUUAAGUAUCACAACAGUGCGGUGACGGAUCCAGUCUGGACCAAAGAGACCAUGAAUACCAUUCUGAUGCUGGGAAAACUUGCUUUUGAGCAGCUGGAGAAAGGAAACCUGAUCCUCUAUGAAGCAGACCUGAGAGAGUGCGGCAUCGACAUCCAAGCUGCUUCAGUCUACUCUGGGCUGUUCACAGAAAUCUUCAAAGAUGAGCAUGCACUGAAUCAAGAAAAGAUGUACUGCUUUGUUCAUCGGAGCAUUCAGGAGUUUCUAUCUGCACUUUAUGUCUUCCUGAUGUUCGCCAACACCGGUGUCGAUCUGCUGAGAGGAAGCUGGACCAUCUCUGUGCCUUUACAGCAUAAAUCUAACUUUAAACACUUCUACCAGAGAGCAGUGGACAAAUCUUUACAGAGUCCAAAUGGACACCUAGACUUGUUCAUCCGCUUCCUGAUGGGCCUUUCACUGGAGACCAAUCAGACUCUUCUCCGAGGCCUGCUGAUAAAGAAAGGAAGUGCACCUCAGGCCAACACCAUGCUGGUGCAUUACAUCAAGAAGAAGAUCAGCGACAGUCCUUCUCCAGAGAGAAGCAUCAAUCUGUUCCACUGUCUGAAUGAGCUCAAUGACAACUCUCUAGUGGAGGAGAUCCAACAUUACCUGAGAUCAGGGAGCGUCUUUGAAAACAAACUCUCUCCCUCUCAGUGGUCAACGCUAGUCUUCAUUCUACUGUCGUCGCAAAAAGAUCUCGAUGAGUUCGACCUGAAGAAAUUCUCUGCUUCAGAGGAGGGAUUUCUGUGGCUGCUGCCAGUGGUCAAAGCAUCCAAAAGAGCUCUGUUGAGUGGCUGUGACCUCUCGUGGAGAAGCUGUGAAGCUCUGAUCUCAGUUCUCAACUCGCAGAACUCCAGUCUGAGAGAACUGGAUCUGAGUUACAAUGACCUGCUCGAUACUGGAGCACUAGCACUCUCAAAUGGGCUCAAGAGUCCUCACUGUCGACUGGAGAUACUAAGGCUGUCAGGCUGUCUGAUCACAGAGAAAGGCUGUUCUUUGCUGGCUUCUGCUUUGAAAGCCAACCCCUCUCACCUAAGAGAGCUGGACCUGAGCUUCAAUCAUCCAGGAGAGUCAGGAGUAAAGCUGCUGUCCACUGGACUCAACAAUCCACACUGGAAGCUGGAAACUCUCAAGAUUGAUCAUUGUGGAAAGUGUCGACUGAAACCGCCACCUCUCAGGUAUUUCCGUCAGCUUUCUGUGGACCCAAACACAGUGGACAGAAACCUCUCACUGUCCAGUGACAGCAGACAGGUGAUGGUGGUUGAAGACAAGCAGCCGUAUCCCGAUCAUACAGAGAGAUUUGACUGCUGGAAGCAGCUGCUGUGCAGUGAAGGUCUGACUGGGCGAUGUUACUGGGAGGUACGCUGGGAAGGAAGAGUUAAUAUAGGAGUGACUUACAGAGGAAUCAAGAGGAAGGGAGAUGGGGAUGACUGCUGUAUCGGAUGGAACGAUCAGUCCUGGAGUCUGAUCUGCUCUGCUCAGGGUUACACCGCCUGGCACGAUAACACACCAACAGAUGUAGAAGUGCCUCCGCCCUCUGACUCCAACAGGGUAGCAGUGUAUCUGGACUGGCCUGCCGGCACUGUGUCCUUCUUCUGUCUGCCCUCCAUCAUCUCCUCAAUCAAACGUAUCCACCUCCACACCUUCCACUCCAUAUUCACCGAACCACUUUACCCAGUGUUUGGGUUUGGACGAACGUGUGGGUUUGGGUCUGACUCUCGAUCAUCAGUUUAUCUGACACAGAUGGAUGAAUGAAUGUUAUUCCCACGCAGGACAGUUGAGCCUGCAGUGCUUUAAAACAGGCCCAUGGUGCCGCAAGAGUAAAUCCCUAAGUCAAAUUUUUCUUAGUGUUUGUUUCUGUAAUACUCAUUUUGACCACAAGAGGCUGAAGUUCACCAUUACCCUGUAUCUUAAAUAAGACGAAAUGUUCCUCCAGGUGAGUUUUAAUUUAUCUUUGCACUCAAAAUGAAUAUUUCUAAAACAAACAACAACUCCAAAAAACAAAUCCUCUUGAAAAAUCACUCAGUUUCACUCGCACAAUUAUUCUCUUGGAAAAAAUAUCACUCUGCUUCCCUCAUGAAUAAAGAUGAUCACUGUACGUAUGAGCACAGCAACAGCAUAAAGCCACAACACAUUCUUAUGUGCUUCUGCCUCUUGGCAUUUUCUUUAAGUUACAUAAUGGACGUCAAACUUGAAUUCCCCCCUCCAGCGUUUUUUCUUCUUGUCCCUAUAGCUGAAUGUUUGACUUCUCACAGACACAAUCAUCCAGAAACAGCUCCACUCCCUCCUCUGUCAGGCUUAAAACCUGUCUGUUUUGUGUUAAAACCAAACUGACAAGUGAUGAGUGUGUUCAAGUGACAGAAAUCACUGCAGCUGCAUAUUUCUGUUAGAGAGACUAAUCUGAAUGUCUGUUGGUUGAACUACAGCAAGUGACACAAGAAUGUCUUUCCUGGUGAUCAAGUUCUGCUCAUUGUUGCUGUUGACCUUAAACACUUGUUGACAGCGGCUUUACUCCCUCAUCGUUUGUGGACCUACAGUUUCAGUCACAAGUCAAGUUCCAACAAAGUUUAAAAAAUUGUUGUUUUUUUCCCAUAUGUCUUGCUCCAUAUCUCACCUAUACGUCAGUCGAGCUUCUAACAUCCUGGAAAAUCAUUAAAAAUGUUGAUGACUCAUCCUGCGUGUAUUCUAGUUUUCAUCUUGUUAUUUAUUUAUUCAUGACGCUGCCAUGGAUGUGUUACAAAUUUGUUUGAGUGUGAAGUCGACAGGCGGCCAAAUCCUUACAUAUUGCACCUUUAAGUGCAGCAGCUAAGAAUUUGUACUUCAUUACUUCCCUUCUCUGUGUACAUUACAAACUUCUAACAUUGUUUAUGAAAAUUCACAUAAGACUUGAUGUCAAUGAACUUUUAUUGAUUGUAAACAUAAGCUUAGCUAGCAAGUAUCUGUUUUAAUAUUUUGUAUUUCUAAUAUGUUCAUUUAAUCUCACACCCUCUGACAGGAAGCUUUAUAAAGUGUCUCAUGUUUUCACCAAGGAAGAAUAAAGGGACAUUACAUCACUGAA